This is a messenger RNA of Gasterosteus aculeatus aculeatus (three-spined stickleback), 1329 nucleotides long. Its product is annotated as proteasome subunit alpha type-6-like. Gene Ontology annotation, biological process: ubiquitin-dependent protein catabolic process. The record is from RefSeq and is a predicted model, not a curated record. Lineage: Eukaryota; Metazoa; Chordata; Actinopteri; Perciformes; Gasterosteidae. Gene Ontology annotation, cellular component: proteasome core complex, alpha-subunit complex; proteasome core complex.
GUGGCUCCAUUUUUUUUUCGGCCUCUCGCGCGUGUUUCGGCUGCUGCUGCUCAUGCUGUUUCCUUUCAACUGACCCUCCAAGAGAAACUUCGGGACCACUUAAAGAAACGUGAACGCACGUGAGCUCACGAGGCGGGAAGUUAAAAUGUCCCGCGGUUCGAGCCCAGGCUUCGACCGACACAUCACCAUCUUCUCCCCGGAGGGCCGCCUCUACCAAGUCGAAUACGCCUUCAAAGCCAUCUCGCAGAGUGGGCUGACAUCUGUGGGGGUCCGGGGGACGGACAGCGCCGUGGUGGUCACACAAAAGAAAAUACAAGACAAGCUGCUGGACUCGUCCACCGUGACCAACAUGUUCAAACUCACCCCUCGCAUUGGCUGCGUGAUGACCGGGCACGGCGGAGACAGUCGCUCCCAGGUUCACCGGGCGCGAGCUGAAGCCGGAGAAUGGAAAUAUAAGUUUGGUUAUGACAUCAUGGCGGACAUGUUGUGUCGCCGGUUGGCGGAGAUCUCCCAGGUCUACACACAGAACGCCGAAAUGAGGCCUCUCGGCUGCUGUAUGAUCAUGGUGGCCGUGGACCCCCAGAAGGGUCCCGUCCUGUUUAAGUGCGACCCGGCGGGCUACUACUGCGGCUUCAGAGCCACGGCGGUCGGGGCCAAACAGGCGGAGGCCAACAGCUACCUGGAGAAGAAGCUGAAGAAGAAGCCCGAGCUGACCCCCGACAGGGCCGUGCAGAUGGCGAUAACGUGUCUCUCCUCGGUCCUGUCCCUGGACUUCAAGGCCAGCGAGCUGGAGAUCGGCGUGGUCACCAAGGAGAAACCAAAGUUCAGGAUGCUGUCGGAGGCAGAGAUUGAAGCCCAUCUGAUCGCCAUCGCAGAAAGGGAGUGAACCUCUGACCCAGGUUCAUCAACGCCUUCCAUUGCUUCGUUUAGGCCAUUUUAGCAGCAACGUGCUAAAGACAUCCGUACACAGCGGUGGAUCCAGGGAGAUUAAUCAUGCACACUCGGAGAAGAAACUCAGAUUUUAAUAUACCUUAUCAGUUUGGGCAAUUAGAAGCCAAUUUUUUCCAAUUGGGCCUUUUCAAAACCCCAAUAUACAGAAAUAAUAAAGCAAUGUUUCAAUUUUAGCGCUCACAACCAUGUUUCGUAGACAACACAAGCAACACAUUCUACCCAAAUAUACUCGUUUGAAAUACGAAGAUUUGUGGAUCCGAUUUAUUACCUGCUGUUAUUUGAAUGUGUACAGAAUAUUUGUCAUACAGCUUAUUUACUGUACGUUUUCUUACGGCAGCCUUGUCAAUCUCCCCACUUGCAAUAAAAACAUCCAUCAGA